UCCUUUCACAUUUACUGCUUCUUCUAUUACUUUACCAGUAGUGGUCUACUAGCUCAACCAUUUUCAUGGCUGCCAACGAAAAGGACACUAAAUUUCUGACUAUCAAGCACGCAUGUGAGCCUUGCAGAUCCUUUAGCCAGAAGUGUAGCCAUUUGGUGAAGAGGCAGAGGGCCAAAUUCUACAUCCUCCGCCGGUGCAUAGCAAUGCUCGUGUGUUGGCGUGACCGCGGUGACCCUUGAAAAUAAUACAGCUGCUCCCCAGUAUAUAAGUAAUUGUAGCUCAAUUUUAGUUAAUAAAUUUUAGAACUCUGUUUCAGGUUUUGGUUGUUUUUCUGAUGAAUUCUUCGAAUAAUAUUCUGCCCAUUUC
This is a messenger RNA of Rubroshorea leprosula, 366 nucleotides long. The record is from the annotation of a GenBank genome assembly. NCBI's taxonomy places the organism in Eukaryota, Viridiplantae, Streptophyta, Magnoliopsida, Malvales, Dipterocarpaceae.